This is a messenger RNA of Closterium sp. NIES-65, 4110 nucleotides long. NCBI's taxonomy places the organism in Eukaryota, Viridiplantae, Streptophyta, Zygnematophyceae, Desmidiales, Closteriaceae. The record is from the annotation of a GenBank genome assembly.
AUGGACGCGGUCGUGGACAUGGACGUGGACGUGGACGUGGACGUGGUCGUGGACGUAGACGUGGAGGACGUGGACGUGGACGUGGAGGACGUGGACGUGGACGUGGACGUGGACGUGGACCUGGACGUGGACGUGGACGUGGACGUGGACGUUGACCUGGACGUGGUCGUGGACGUGGACGUGGACCUGGACGUGGACGUGGACGUGGACGUGGUCGUGGACGUGGACGUGGACGUGGACGUGGUCGUGGACGUGGACGUGGACGUGGACGUGGUCGUGGACGUGGUCGUGGACGUGGUCGUGGACGUGGACGUGGACGUGAUCCUGGACGUGGUCGUGGACGUGGACGUGGACGUGGACGUGGUCGUGGACGUGGUCGUGGACGUGGUCAUGGACGUGGACGUGGACGUAUACGUGGACCUGGACGUGGACGUGGACGUGGACGUCGACGUGGACGUGGACGUGGACGUCGACGUGGACGUGGUCGUGGACGUGGACGUGGACGUGGUCGUGGACGUGGUCGUGGACGUGGACGAGGACGUGGAGGUGGACGUGGACGUGGACGUGGUCGUGGUCGUUGACGUGGACGUGGACGUGGUCGUGGACGUGGACGUGGACGUGGACAUGGACGAGGUCGUGGACAUGGACGUGGACGUGGACGUGGACGUGGUCGUGGACGUGGACGUAGAGGUGGAGGACGUGGACGUGGAGGACGUGGACGUGGACGUGGACCUCGACGUGGACGUGGACGUGGACGUGGACCUGGACGUGGACCUGGACGUGGUCGUGGACGUGGACGUGGACGUGGACUUGGACGUGGACGUGGACGUGGACGUGGUCGUGGACGUGGUCGUGGACGUGGACGUGGACGUGGUCGUGGACGUGGUCGUGGACGUGGACUUGGUCGUGGACGUGGACGUGGACGUGGACGUGGACGUGGACUUGGUCGUGGACGUGGACGUGGACGUGGACGUGGUCGUGGACGUGGACGUGGACGUGGACGUGGUCGUUGACGUGGACGUGGACGUGGACUUGGUCGUGGACGUGGACGUGGACGUGGACGUGGUCGUGGUCGUGGACGUGGACGUGGAGGUGGUCGUGGACGUGGUCGUGGAGGUGGACGUGGUCGUGGACGUGGACGUGGACGUGGACGUGGUCGUGGACGUGGUCGUGGACGUGGACGUGGACGUGGUCGUGGACGUGGUCGUGGACGUGGACUUGGUCGUGGACGUGGACGUGGACGUGGACGUGGACGUGGACUUGGUCGUGGACGUGGACGUGGACGUGGUCGUGGACGUGGACGUGGACGUGGUCGUUGACGUGGACGUGGACGUGGACUUGGUCGUGGACGUGGACGUGGACGUGGACGUGGUCGUGGUCGUGGACGUGGACGUGGACGUGGUCGUGGACGUGGUCGUGGAGGUGGACGUGGUCGUGGACGUGGACGUGGACGUGGACGUGGACGUGGACGUGGAUCUGGACGUGGACGUGGACGUGGAUCUGGACGUGGUCGUGGACGUGGACGUGGACGUGGUCGUAGACGUGGACGUGGACGUGGACUUGGACGUGGACGUGGUCGUAGACGUGGACGUGGACGUGGACGUGGUCGUGGUCGUGGACGUGGACGUGGACGUGGAUCUGGACCUGGACCUGGACCUGGACGUGGACGUGGACCUGGACGUGGACCUGGACGUGGACCUGGACGUGGUCGUGGACGUGGACGUGGACGUGGACUUGGAUGUGGACGUGGACUUGGACGUGGAUGUGGACGUGGUCGUGGACGUGGACUUGGACGUGGACGUGGACGUGGACGUGGUCGUGGACGUGGACGUGGACGUGGUCCUGGACGUGGUGGUGGACGUGGAUGUGGACGUGGACGUGGUCGUGGACCUGGACGUGGUCGUGGACGUGGAUGUGGACGGGGACUUGGACGUGGACGUGGACGUGGUUGUGGUCGUGGACGUGGACGUGGACGUGGACGUGGACUUGGACGUGGACGUGGACGUGGACGCGGUCGUGGACGUGGACGUGGUCGUGGAAGUGGACGUGGACGUGGUCGUGGACGUGGACGUGGACGUGGACGUGGGCGUGGACGUGGUGGUGGACGUGGACGUGGACGUGGACGUGGUCCACCGCUCGUUCCUGCCGCUCAACUCACUCUCCGGCUCCCCUUCGGAUCGCCUGAUUGAUUAUCACCGCGUGGGGACUGCUCUCUCCGCGUGGCUGACGGGCAGCACAGCACCUCCGCAUGGCCAAGCAGGCCAUUCUAAUCGGCCCAAUUCUGCUUAUAACGGGGAUGGCUCGCCCGCCGUGUCAGUGUCGUGGGAGGACUGGCAGCGCGCGUACGAGCAGGCGCGAGGCGCGGAGGGCAGACAGCAGCAGGAGGGGCAUGUGAGAGGCGCGGAGAACAGACAGCGGGACGAGUGUGCGAAAGGAUUGGGUGUUGGAAACGGCAGAUGCGAGCAGAGCAAAGGCAGUGACAAUGGCAGUGGGCGAGGGGAGGGCUGGCAGCGCGUGUGGGACCAUGCGAAAAGCGUGGAGGGCAGAAAGCAGGAGGGGCAUGGACAGGGCACGGCGCAGGGCAGCAGGGAGAGGGACGAGUGGGGUUGGGUGGGGGGGUUUGCAACGCGGCAUGGAGAGGGUGGAGGAACGGAGGGGCAGGCACAGGUGGUGGGGAAAGGGCGAGACGUGGGUGGUAUGCAGGGGCAGGGGCAGGGGCAGAGGGAGGGGCAGGGAGUGGUUGUGUGUGAGGGCGGGUGGGAGUGGCUGCAUCGCCCCUCUGCCCCGCCUGUGUGGGAGAUGACUGGUGCUGUGGCGCAGCCUGUGUCUCAGCCUGAGGCACGCAGUGUAAGCACUGGUUACCAGGAAGCACAGGCAGGUGUUGAAGGAGGUGCAGAGGGGUGGAGGAGAACUGGCAUGGGUACAGGAGGGGCUGUAGGUAGGGUUGAGAGGAUGGGAGGGGAAGGGGAAGGAGACAGUGCAGUGAUUGGAGGGAGUGCAGGUGUUGGGGAUGCUGGAGGUGGGAGGAGGGGAGGAGGGAGGGGCGUGGUUGGGGCGGUGAGGGAGUGUGUGUCGCUGGAUUGGGUGCCGGAGAGGCUUCUAGUAAAGUUCCAGCAGAGAGUGGGGAUGUACCGACUCGGAUUCAACUUUCAGUUCCGCCAUUCCCACCACGACCUACCAGUCAACCCCUCUGUCCUCGCAACCCCGGUCUCUCUAGCCGUCUCUGCAUCGCCUAUCCACACUCUCACCAGCGCCACAGGCUUGAGGGAGAGCCGGCCCCUUAUAUCCGUCGGUCCCUAUCAGGCCUACCCCGCAGACAUCAGGAUCGUUGUCAAGCCAUCUGCUCCCUCUCCACCUUCCAAAGCCGCCUCAAAGCGCCCGGCACCCUCCACUGCCAGCCUGGCUACCAGGCUCGCGGGCAUGGUGACCCGUGUUGCCCGGGCGGCGGUGGGAGGGGGCAAGGUGCAGGUGAUGCCUGUGGUGGGCACGGUGCAGGUGGCAUCUGGACGGGUGGGCCUGCUGGGACUGGCUGAUGCUAGGGCUUGCAAGCAUGGUGCAUCGCCCCGGGCGGCGGUGGGAGGGGACGAGGUGCAGGUGAUGCCUGUGGCGGAUAUUGUGCAGGUGGCAUCUGGACGGGUGCGCCUGCUGGGACUGGCCUGCUGGGACUGGCCUGCUGGGACUGGCCUGCUGGGACUGGCCUGCUGGGACUGGUUGAUGCUAGGGUGGAGCAGCACUCGGCUCACACGGCCGCACAGCCAUUCCAGCAGCGCUCGUGGCAGAGAGACUCAACCUUGUGCGAGCAGGGGCGCUGGCUUAGCUGGUGGGAGCGACAUGAGCGGCAGUCAUGUGGAUACGAGCAGCGGCAUGAAUGUGCAUGGCAGUGGGAAUGGCACGGGUGGUAUGCGUGUGAGUACAGACGGUGAAGCCAGGGAAGGUGGUCUGUGGAGUGCAGGGAGGGGAGAGGUGGAGCAGCAGGGGAGUGGGGCAGCAGGGAGCGGUGGUGGUGUGGUGCAGGUGGCGAGGGCCAAGGCGUGUGUGCCGAUGUGGCAUGGCAUGGAUGUCAGACUCACAGGCUCCAUGCGGUACUCCAUGCCCUGGUGCAUCGGGUGA